Messenger RNA from Harpia harpyja (harpy eagle), 7008 nucleotides. RefSeq names its product Wnt family member 11 (gene WNT11). Gene Ontology annotation, cellular component: extracellular region. NCBI's taxonomy places the organism in Eukaryota, Metazoa, Chordata, Aves, Accipitriformes, Accipitridae. The coding region runs from base 525 to 1589 and encodes 354 amino acids. The record is from RefSeq and is a predicted model, not a curated record. Gene Ontology annotation, molecular function: cytokine activity; frizzled binding. Gene Ontology annotation, biological process: multicellular organism development; neuron differentiation; cell fate commitment. The transcript is spliced from 5 exons.
GAAGGAAGGAAGAGAUGAAUAGCUGAAGAUUUGGGCUCGUCUAAAGGUUUAUCUUUCUUUUUUUUUUUUUUCCUUCUUCCCAAGCAGUUACACAAACCUUUGGGGGGGGGGCGAAAGUGAAGCAGCGAAUGAAGUCUUGCCAUGUGCAGGGUUAAAUGGAAACACACAAUCAGACCAUAACUCAGGGUGUAAUUCAAGCCAUACGGUUUGUCUGUCUGUUGACUCGAAAGGUUGUAUCAAGGCUUGGGGAGGGAGGGGACUGAGAGGGGAUAAUCCAAACUUUUUCGUGAUUCAUAAACCACUCCUUUGCAAUUUGGAUAAUAGAUCUCUCUCGCGCGACGACUUGCUAAACUUCAGAGUUAACUGUAGCUUGUGCUCUUUCUCUCUCUCCUUUCAGGUUGUUCAUCUCCAAGGAGGAGCAACACCCAAACUGAAGGGAAAUACGUUGUGCAGAAAAUUAGGAAAACUCCUUUUUUUCUUUGGAGAAGCUGAUUUCCUUCGGCAAGUGGGGGACGGUGGAGAAAAUGAAGCCGAGUCUGCGAUUUUUCUUAGCUGGUUUUCUGUCUUUGAUUCUGCAGACGGGGCUUUGCUAUGGGAUAAAAUGGAUAGCUCUGUCCAAGACUCCUUCGGCUUUGGCCCUAAAUCAAACCCAGCACUGCAAGCAGCUUGAAGGCUUGGUGGUUUCCCAGGUGCAGCUGUGCCGCAGCAACCUGGAGCUAAUGCAGACCAUCAUCCAGGCGGCACGGGAAGUGAUAAAGACUUGCCGUAAAACUUUCUCAGACAUGCGCUGGAACUGUUCUUCCAUUGAGCUGGCUCCUAACUACCUGCUGGACUUAGAGAGAGGCACAAGGGAGUCAGCAUUUGUGUAUGCCCUUUCUGCUGCUGCCAUCAGCCACACCAUUGCCAGAGCCUGCACCACCGGGGACCUCCCUGGCUGUUCCUGUGGUCCCAUCCCAGGUGAGACACCUGGACCUGGGUAUCGAUGGGGAGGAUGUGCAGACAACCUCAACUAUGGUCUUAUCAUGGGGUCCAAAUUUUCAGAUGCUCCCAUGAAGAUGAAAAAAUCAGGAUCACAAGCCAAUAAACUGAUGCAUCUGCACAACAGUGAAGUAGGGAGACAGGUCUUGAAAGCCUCUCUUGAAAUGAAAUGUAAGUGCCAUGGAGUUUCUGGGUCAUGCUCUAUCAAGACCUGUUGGAAAGGCCUUCAAGAGCUGCGAGACAUUGCACUGGACCUCAAAAACAAGUAUUUAUCAGCCACCAAGGUUGUUCACCGGCCCAUGGGCACACGCAAAUACCUCGUGCCAAAGGAUAUUGAUAUCAGGCCGGUUAAAGAGACAGAGCUGAUUUACCUGCAGAGCUCGCCCGAUUUCUGCAUGAAGAACGAAAAAGUGGGGUCACACGGGACCCAGGACAGGCAAUGCAAUAAGACCUCCAAUGGGAGCGACAGCUGCGACUUGAUGUGCUGCGGCAGAGGCUACAACCCCUACAUGGACAAAGUGGUGGAGCGAUGCCACUGCAAGUACCACUGGUGCUGCUACGUGACCUGUAAAAAGUGCGAGAGGACUGUCGAGAGAUAUGUGUGCAAAUGAAAACCCUCCUCUCUCCACCUGGGAGCUGAGACGCCGGCGGCACCCCAGCACUAUUCGGAGAAGAGAAAACCUUUCCUUGACUAGACGUCGUUUAUCUUGUAAAGACACAGACUUGAAGAAAGAUGGUAGGAGGAAAAAAAAGCAAUCCCACCAGUAAAAAUAAGACCCUUAAAAAAACCCAGCCAAACCCACAAAUGUUUCCCCCCACCAAUAAAAUGCUCUCUGAGAAGACAAAAACUCAUUUGGGAUGGUAUCUUCUUCCAAAAUAUUUCCUAUGGUUGCCAAUGACGUCCGGCCAUCAAGUGCCUUAGUAUUUUGAGAAACAAAAAUAGAAACUUUCCCCAGGGAAGCAAAGCAACUCUGGUUUGAAAAUAACUAAGGCUCACACCUGCCUAUGCCUUCUAGCACAGGUACUGAGUCUGCGUUAGGACCAUCCCAGAAGGGAAAACGCUACAACUUUUCAGCAAUAACUGCUUUUGUUGCCAAAGACUUUACUUUUAGCAGGGAAGCAUCCACUCCGGAUGAUAAAGGUGGAAAGAUUUCAGGUCAACCCCCUGAAAUGAACAACUCAUUUUAACCUUUCUUUUACACAGGUCUGUGACUUCGAAGUUACUCACUGCUGCAGGAAAAGCUGUCCUUGAUUUGUCCAGGCUGGAUGGGGUUUCAAAUUCAGCCAUGCAAAAAAUCCCCUGGGAUCCCGGAGGCAGUGAGAGUAGGGUACCUUGAGAAGGACUUUAUGGGGUCCUCAGGAUAGUAGUGGAGCCGUUAGGAUAAAAAACCAAAGUGGACUCAAAAUCCAGUGGAAAAGUAAAAAAAAAAAACCCAGCUCCUGCUCUCUUUCUCUCUUGCCCUUUGAGUGUGAUGGCCUUAGCCACCAAUGUUCUGCCACAUUGGGCCAUCAGAUCCUUAGGGAAAUAUGCCUCUGCCUCUUUUCCCCCAGCAAACCCGUUGACGCAGCCCCAAGAAACUGCAGAGAGCGGAGCGAGUCUGGUCCUGGCUGUAGGGAGUGCAGCCAUGCAGGGCAGCAGCUAUUCCCAGCAGAAAAGAACGGGAACGUGUCAGUCCUUCACGUGGCCCUGCCCUGACACAGCAGAGAACCACUAUCUGUGGCUGUACAUAUUUUCUUUUGUAUGCAGACAUACAGAAAUAUUUAUAAGAUAUAUCUUGCGCUUUUGUCUACUCUACUUCCUACAUAAAUAUAUCUAUAUAUUAUAAACAAGCAUUAACAAUAGUAUGAAAUAAAUGCUGAAGUUACUGGUGCAACAGCAAAAUGUUAGAUUAUUAUGUUUCACUCUCCUACUUGGAAAGCAACCCUGAUUUUCCUCCCAAGGACGGGAGAAGAGCAUGGCUCGAGGCACUCGCUGGCGUGGGAUAGAUAAGUUCUUUUAUUCCCUGUCUCCCCAGCCUCUUCAUUUUAAGCAGAAUUAGCCAAGAUACAGUCAAGACAAUGAAACGGAGCACUUGGACAAAGGAAGAGUCACCGUUCUUGUUUUGCUUUUUAUAUCAGCAAUCACUCUCAUCAGUAAAAUAUCCCAGUGCCCCUAAGGAGCUUAAUAACAAACGUGACUAAUACCUCUAAUGGGUAGUUUGCUUCUUGCUUCUGCACGUGGAGAGGAGUUGCUGUGCAGGGGAGGUUUUAGCUCAGGUUAGGUUCCCUUUCUUGCUCUUUUUUUUGCAGUGGGCAUCCAGCUCUGUGUCCCUGUUAGGAAAGGUGAUGUUGGAGAAGGAUGUCUUCUCCAGGAGCAGAAGGCAGCAGAGCCUUUGAGGUCCUUCAGACCAUUUUGGGGAACCCCAUUCCCCAAGAGAAGCACUGUAAGCAGCCAGAAAAAUCACUCCUACACAAAUGUGGGGAGACAGCGGCACUUUCCUAGGGGGAAAUAUGUCCAUACCACCACAGUCUUCCUCCAGAUCCCUUUUUUCCCCCACCCAGCCGCUCUCUAGGAAGCAACUGCCUCUGACAUGUCUCUGAGCAGUCCUAGAGAGCUGGAGGAGAAAAGCAUCAUGGGCUAUAGAGCAAAAUUACAGAUAUUUUGUUCUCCUCAGCUAUUUUGCUUUGCUGUAACUGGUUUGGGCUCCUCGCCUCCUUCCCUCCCCCAACCACAAGCAGGCAAAAUGAGGCCUUUGGUAGUUUGUCAGUGGUUUGUGUUAUUGUCACCCCAUAAAAGCUGGUGGACUAAAACAUCUCCUCAGUGCGGUGUGAUGAGCAGUGGGUGUCUUUAGGCUGACAUGCAGACAGGCUGGUGGCACAAAUCCCGCUGCUCUCCAAAGCCAGAAUUUGGCUUCGUUUGAUAUGUAAAGAAACGUUCUACUUUCAUUCUUUUAAGGAAUUUUAUUUUUAUUUCCAGUUUCUGAUGAAGCCAACAAGGCAGGGAUGUUCUGACUGAAGAAAAAUUUGAGCAUUUCAAUGCUAUUCUGUAAUGACUCUUUUUCUUGCUCCCUUGCUGAUGUCCCGAGUCUUUCUGCUUGGCGAAAAAACAGCGAGAUGGAAGAAAUGCUCUAUAUGCACAUUGUUUUCAGCUGCAUUUCACUCCUGUGGUGUCAGACCUGUGUUCCUCAGCUGGUUUUCUCAUGUCAGAAGAAACCAUAACUUUGCAGAGCAUGAAAAGAUGUGAGGAAGCCUGCUGGGCAACUGCAGGUCCAUCAGGUGGGGAAUGACCCCUCAGCAGACCUUUAGCCACAGCAGUACCUCACGCUUUGUGUCUGCCUCUGCCCACAGCUAUCUGUUACUGAAGAUGUUGAACUGAAAUGGCUUCAGUGUUUGGAGGUUUGCAGUUUGGGCCAUCCAGGCUCAAAAUCUCUGCUGGCUCCUCUAGAUCGUGGGCUUCAUCUGAAUUUUGCUUUUUUGAGCUAAGAGUCUGUGUGGCCUCAGCCCAUGCCCUACGCUGUCGGUCUAUGAAUUAACACCGUUACACCACUUUUUUCCAUAACUCCUCAGUUUCAGCGUCCUUCUCUGGAGCGGCUGCGUGCUGUAUUAGCAAUGUGCCCAGGGUGAUGUGCCUUGCUGAGACGAGAGUCACGCACAGGGCAAGGUCUGAUAAGCUGCAGCCUCCCUUGUUACACAGCCCUGCUUCCUCCAGCAAAUUGGGGUCAUCUCCCUCCUGAUGGUGUGGCAUUUUCUAAUUUUUUCAGAAAAUGACUUUCUAUGAGAGGGAGGCAGUGCUUUCUGUUUUCUUUUCCUUAUAAUACAAACUAGGAAUAAAGAGAGUCUAUAACAUGGGUCCAUCCUGGUGGAAUGACCCGUGGCACUUCUUGCUCCUUGCAGCCUGGCUCUGAUGCUUUCCUCCUGGCAUCAGCAGCAAAGCACAGAGUGGCCAGAAGAGAGAAGUGUCUUUCUUUGUUCUCAAUUGCAAUCACAGAAUCACAGAAUGGUUUGGGUUGGAAGGGACCUUAAAGACCAUCUAGUCCAACCCCCCUGCCAUGGGCAGGGACACCUUCCACUAGACCAGGUUGCUCAAAGCCCCAUCCAGCCUGGCCUUGAACACUGCCAGGGAUGGGGCAGCCACAACUUCUCUGGGCAACCUGUGCCAGUGCCUCACCACCCUCACAGUGAAGAAUUUCUUCCUUAUAUCUAAUCUAAAUCUACCCUCUUUCAGUUUAAAGCCAUUAUCCCUUGUCCUAUCACUACAUGCCCUUGUACAAAAUCCCUCUCUGGCUUUUUUAUAAGCCCCGUUUAAGUACUGGCAGGCUGCUAUAAGGUGUCCCUGGAGCCUUCUCUUCUCCAGGCUGAACAACCCCAACUCUCUCAGCCUGUCUUCAUAGGAGAGGUGCUCCAGCCCUCUGAUCGUCUUCAUGACCUCCUCUGGACCCUCUCCAACAGGUCCAUGUCCUUCUUAUUUUGGGGGCCCCAGAGCUGGAUACAAUAAUCCAGGUGGGGUUUCAUGAGAGUAGAGCAGAGUAGAAGGGGAGAAUCACCUCCCUCGACCCAGUGGCCAUGCUUCUUUUGAUGCUCGGUGCAACAGGAGUCCAAAAUGUAGCUGCCAAAUUAUUUUCUGUGCAUGUGUGGUCUGAAAGAUAUUUGGGAGAACAUUUGUCACAAACCAGUUUUGCAGGGAAAAUAUGUCCCUAAAGGCGGAGCGAGACCUUCAUGUACCAGACUCAUUCCCUCCCCCAGCCUUUCAGCAACCAGCUUUCAAGGCUUUGCUCCGAAACACUGAGGUCUUUCAGCUUCUGAAUGAAAUGGCUUUAAUUAUUGUGAAUGCCUCUGUCGGGUGAUGCUACACUUCCCUCUCUCAUAACAUAGCCUGCCAGAUCCUAACAGCUGGUAUAGUUUGGCCCAGCUCCAUGUCCUACUACACAGCUCUGUUGAUUUACACUAGCUGGGAAAAUACAGCUGAUACAUUCCCAUAAAUACUAUUAUUUCAAAAAUAUUAUAAUAUUACUCCUGAGGGAAAAGGGCAAGCUAUCUUGAAAAGUAUUAUGUCAGUGGCUUUGUAGUAUUUAUUCAUUUGAAAAAAUAUCCGUGAUUUAAUAAAACAGUUUGGACUUAAUGCUAUUUCCAAAUCUGAAGAUUUAGGCCUUGUGUGCAUCCAGCUGGCUUUAUAUUUUUUGAUGAAUUCCCCCCCAUCCUCACCCCCUUCCAGCUUUAUAUCAUUUAGUUUGCUCCCUAAGGUAGGCAAAUUACAUUCAUUAUAGAAAACUCCCAUCCGAUUGUUUGGUUUAGUCUACAAAACGGAAAGUAUCUUAAUCAUGCUAAAGCGGGCAGCCCACGAGUGCUACAUGUGCAGCUACAAAAGCCCUCGCUGAGGGGAAGGGGGGUGGCAAAAGAGGCAAAAAUCUGAAUACAAUUAACAGUGCCUUUGUCAGGAAAGUGAUAAAAGAGUCCCUGAGGGACCAUCCCUUUUCCUGCUAGAGAACAGAUCCCUGUAGACAACCAUUAGCAUCCUCCAAGUGAGCUGGGCUUGUGCUGCCCAGCUCCGGGCUACCUGCUCCGGGAAGAUGCUGGGAGGAGGCUCUGGAGGUACUUGGGGGUGUGGGGAGCAAGAGGAAAAUUCAGCCCUGGGAUCGCUUGUCCUUAACACCCUCACCCCACCGUGAAGGAUUUGCCUUCCCUGCAUCGGGCAGAGGGUCGUGAAACACCAUCACUUUGCUCCCAAGAGCAGAUGGGAGCCAGCACAGGAAUGACUUUGUCCUCUACACGUGGGAGACGGAGCAGAAAGCAAGAUUUGGGAGAGGGGGAGAAAGAACAGGAAACUUAAAAUCCACCUGAGAUUAAUGACUUUAACAUGUACAACAUGUUUUGUUUUGUUUUGUUUUCCCCUCAGGACCAGUUUCAUCAGUCAGACAGAGUUUGAUUAAAUAUCUCAGCAGAGCCGUGGUUUAUUCAUCUAGAACAAAAGUUACCCCCUGUUCAGGGAAGCAGCAUUAGCUUUGUUUUCUAAUUGUAAAAGCAACAAUAAUAAUAAAAAUCAUAACAAUGGUA